Molecule: messenger RNA, 687 nt
Organism: Echinococcus granulosus
Lineage: Eukaryota; Metazoa; Platyhelminthes; Cestoda; Cyclophyllidea; Taeniidae
Product: Glioma pathogenesis-related protein
Exons: 5
Coding region: 1-687 (228 amino acids)
Cellular component (GO): extracellular region
Source: RefSeq, a predicted model, not a curated record
AUGCAAUCCGCGUUGAAUCUCCUCGGGGAGGUCUUUAGCCUUAUCGUCCUGAUAUCUGGUGCAAUGUGCUGGUACCUUACAAAUGUUGAGAGAGCACAAAUUCUCGAGGCUCAUCUGCAAGUACGAGAAAAUGUAAAACCUACUGCUUCAAAUAUGCAAAUAAUGCGGUAUUCACGAAAACUGGAGGAAUUAGCGGCUUAUUGGGCAGGUUGGUGCCAAUUUAAACAUCCAGAUCCCAAUUAUUAUCAUUCUUACCGCGGAAUUGGACAAAACAUUGCGCUUUAUUUUGGUCGCAAGCCACCUCUAACUGAAAGCGUUUGCGGUUGGGCAAGUGAAGUAAAACAUUACACAUAUUCGACUAACAAGUGUUCUCGCGUUUGUGGUCACUAUACUCAGAUAGUCUGGGCAAACACAAAUGAAUUGGGCUGUGCCAUGCGAGAAUGUUACGACGUUUUUCCUGGUUAUCAGAAUCCACAGUAUCUGAUUGUCUGUCAGUACAAACCCAUAGGCAAUUAUGCUAGACAACGGCCAUAUAUCUCUGGAGGGAUUUGCAAAGGAUGUAAUAGUACACAGUCCUGCCUUCGCAAUCAAUGCGCAAAACGUAAUAAUAGCCGAGUAUAUCCGCUGGAAGCGCUUAAAAAUCCCAAAUACAAAACUCUGCCAAAAUGUUUGAAUAUUACUUACUAA